Molecule: messenger RNA, 957 nt
Organism: Glarea lozoyensis ATCC 20868
Lineage: Eukaryota; Fungi; Ascomycota; Leotiomycetes; Helotiales; Helotiaceae
Product: Family A G protein-coupled receptor-like protein
Exons: 3
Coding region: 1-957 (318 amino acids)
Biological process (GO): monoatomic ion transport
Cellular component (GO): endoplasmic reticulum; plasma membrane
Molecular function (GO): monoatomic ion channel activity
Source: RefSeq, a predicted model, not a curated record
AUGGAGAAUAUUUUCAAGAGAGCGGGCAAUGAUGCCUUGAGGGAGAAUCCAAAUUCGAUGGUCUACCCAAGAGUGUCGGAUAUCAACAUCACUAUUCGUGGUUCCGAUUGGUAUUGGGCUGUUACCGCUGUCAUGGGUGCCGCAACACUCGUCUUUGUCGCCCUGGCAUUCAGAGUUCCUCGCUCAAAGCGAAUCUUCCACUACAUCACCGCCGCCAUCACCAUGGUUGCGACCAUUGCUUAUUUCACCAUGGGAUCCAACCUAGGAUACGCGGCUAUUCCAGUCGAAUUCGUUCGAUCGAACCCCAAAGUCGCCGGGACGGCCCGUGAGAUCUUUUACGUGCGCUACAUCGACUGGUUCAUCACGACACCACUCCUCCUCCUCGACAUCAUGCUCACAGCCGGCCUCCCAUGGCCCACAAUUCUCUACACGCUCCUCCUCGACGAAAUCAUGAUCGUCACCGGUCUCGUCGGCGCCCUCGUCGAAUCCCGCUACAAAUGGGGAUAUUUCACCUUCGCCAUGGCCGCCCUCUUCUACAUCGCCUACAACGUCACCUGGGUAGGCCGCAAACACGCCAACGCCCUUGGCUCCAACAUCGGCCGCACCUACCUCAUGGUUGGCGCCUGGACCAUCUUCCUCUGGUUCCUUUACCCCAUCGCCUGGGGACUCAGCGAGGGUGGAAACGUCAUUGCUCCGGAUUCUGAGGCCGUGUUUUACGGUGUCUUGGAUAUCAUGGCUAAGCCUGUCUUUGGCGCUCUUCUCCUUUGGGGUCACCGCAAUAUCGAUCCUGCGACUCUCGGUCUGCAUAUCCGCGAUUACGACGAUGCCAUGCACCCAUCUGAGAAGAGUGGUUUCGGCAGUGCCGCGGCCGCGAACAAUGGUGCUACGGGUGGUGUGACGGGUGCGAAUACUGCGCCGGGCGUGCAUAAUGAUACCACGGCUACUGCUGCUGUUUAA